CUCAUACUACUGUGGCCGGUGAUACACGCGCAACAGCGCUUUACUGGCCUAUGGCUGACCAAAUAAGACGUAGCUGACUUUUAGAUCCCGUUUUGUAUUAUAUGAGCUCAUUCUUGACACCGCAUCAUUAGCUAAAGCUAUUGGCUUACACGGCCUAGACGGCACAGCUCCCUGCAACUUUUGGCCUGAGGACACAAAAUCCUCCUCCUACCUGACUACGACCCUUAAGCCUCAACCCACUUACACCAUGGCUUCCUCCGGUAGUGUCUUCUCCGAGACUCUUCAAGAGAUCACCAACACCAAACUACAGGAGCUUUCAAAGAGACGAUCUCGCUUUGAAGAAGCCAAGGCGGCAAUUCUUUCUUCUGUUGAAGCAGAGAAGGAUGCUGUUAAGCGUCUCGUCAUCUUGAGCGAUGGUGUCAAAAAGUGCUUCUCUAUUAAGCUCACCAAGGAGAAUAGAGUCAUCUUAGGUCGCACUAGUCACAAGCGCCUCGAGAUCGACCUCAAGAACCUCGACCGCUUUCUUGGCCAGGCCAAGACAGAUCCAUCAGUGUCGCAGAAGAUGUUGGCUGCCUGGGAGGAGUCACUCACUCGUCAGCUUGAUAUGCAAGCCCUUCAGUAUCAGUAUGCCUGGCUCUAUGGUGAGCUUGUAACCGAAUGGCUGUCCGGCGACAAGGAGAAAGAUCCAGAGGCAGAUGUUGAGAUGGGCGAGGCGUUCGAGGACGUUGGUGACCAGGCCAAGCUUCAGUCCAGGAUGGACUGGGAGGACACCGUCUUCCAAGCCGCCGAUAUUGAUACCAAGGCCCUCAACAGUUACCUCGACCAUCUUUUCCGCUCUAAUAACAAGGACAAGAAGACCAUGGCUAAUAGUCUUAAGAUUCUUCGACGAUCUGUCUCUGACCACGAAGCAUCUAUCUCAACACCCAAUCAGUUCACUGUUGGCUCCCUCAAGUGGAUCAUUCCCGGUCUUCACUCAUCAGAUCUCCUCUCCAAUGAGAAACGAGAAGUGCUCAAGGACUUUGAAAGUAAUGAUAUGAUCCUGAAGGAGAUCGCAGACGUCCUUAACAUGCGCAUCAAUGCUCUCGAAUCAUGGACGUGGAACUCUGAGACUCCUGUCCCCGUAUCGAUGGAGAAGAAGAUUAGUGGAGUCUUCAACAUCCAUAUGCAUGAAGAUCUUCUCCAAGCGAUCUUCCUACAGUACAUUGGUGUCAAGUGGAGUGUUUUCUUCAAAAGAGCCUUCAAAGGCUUCCGUGAUUCCGGAGCCUGGAAGUCGGAGAGACAAGAUAUUCCUCGAAACGAUCAACGAAGACUUGGCUACUACCUCGGCCCACUUUCAGACUCGCCCUGCUUGCAGCGCGAACGUGUCAAGGUCAAUGAGGAGAGAUACUUCAUGGCUCAACUCAUGGACUAUGAGCACGAAAUCACGGGCACUGCCGAUGGUGAGGAGGAGGCCGAGUACGAACGUUUCGCCGCUGACAGUAAGAAGCGGAAGCUUGCAGUUCAGGCACCAAUGCAAGCACCGCGUAGACAGCUUGCCAGCAAAGCAGCGCGAAAGUCGGCACCAAUGGGUAGAGGCCUGGGAACCGGCGGUGCGAUGAGACACCGUAAAAUCGCUACAAACAACUUUGAUAUGGAGUUUGCUGCUGAGAUUGAUUACUCUGACGAAGAGGAAGAAGAUGAUGAUGAUGAAGACGACAAGUCUCGUAGCCCGAUGGCACUCAAGCAGACCUUGCUUCAUCUGUUGUCUACAGAGACCACCAUCAACACUCAUCUCUAUGGUGAGAUGACGGCAUUCCACUCUGUUUUUGACGACUGGAACCCUAAGCUUCCUCAUGACACCGUGUUUACGAUCCUUAAAUUUCUUGGUGUCUCCGAUAUGUGGCUUGGGUUCUUCAAGAAGUUCCUUGAGGCACCUCUCAAGUUUGUCGACGAUGACGACUCGUCGGCGCGCAAGAGGCGUCGUGGUACACCAGCAGCCCAUGUGUUGAGUGACGUGUUCGGCGAGACAACCUUAUUUUGCCUUGACUUUGCGGUCAACCAGGCUACCUCGAACAACUUGUGGAGGAUGCAUGAUAACUUUUGGUUCUGGUCGCCUGACCACAAGGUCGCUGUGAAGGCUUGGGACACUGUUGAUGAGUUUACCAUUGUCACCGGCGUCAGUGUCAACCCUACCAAGACAGGCACGGUCCGCAUCACGAAGGAUAGUAAUGUGACUCUCCCCAUUGACGAUUCCCUCCCUGAAGGUGAGAUUCGCUGGGGCUUCCUUCGCUUGUCACCCAAGACGGGCCGGUUUGAGAUUGAUCAGAAAAUGGUCGACUCUCACAUCGACGAACUUCAAAAACAGCUACUUGACAAGCGCAAGAGCAUUCUUGGCUUCAUACAAGCAUGGAAUACAUACGCUGCGACCUUCUUUACGUCUAAUUUCGGUAAAGCAGCCAACUGCUUUGGUCGUGAGCACGUUGACAACAUGCUGUCGACUCACAAAAAGAUUGAGAAGCAGGUUUUCGCCAAGCUCUCAGCUGGUCAAGUCACGAGCGUGGUUGAGUUCCUGAAACGAGAAAUCAGUCAGAGAUUUGGUAUCAAGGAUAUUCCCGAUGGCUAUCUGUAUUUCCCCAUGGAACUUGGUGGUCUUGACCUACAGUCCCCAUUCAUCUCUCUCAUGCAGAUUCAUGAUGAAGUCUUCAAGAACCCAUCUCAGCCUAUGAUCGACUUCCAAGAAGAUGAGCGUCACGCAUACGAAGGUUACAAAGAAACAUUCCUGAGUGGCAAAACCAGACAUGAACGAUACGCCCUUGACGAACCAGACUGGGAACCUGAAUCUCAACACGAGAAAGAUACGUUCAUGUCUUUCGAGGAAUUCAUCCGCUACCGCGAAGCAUUUUUCUUCGGUCACUUCACAGCUACCAACAGACUGCACCGCAUCUUCCGCACGCUGAUGAAGAGACCUACUGAAAGCAAGGUUGAGACCGAUGACGGAAAGAUAUCCGCUGCGAUGGAGCAGUUGCGCGGGGAGUCGAAUCUACAGGGUAUUACUGGGUGGUGGAAUAACAUGGAUGCGUAUUGGACUUGGGUUGCUACGUUUUACGGACAUGAGAUUGUUGAGAGGUUUGGGAGGUUGAAUAUUGUGAAUACGGAGUUAUUGCCUAUUGCUAUGGUUAGUUUGUUUAGGGAUAAGCGUGUUAAGUGGCAGGGUUAGUUUGGAUUAAGCUUUGAAGGAUGCAUUCGAUACUGUUUAUUUAAGAUAUAAUGAAUAACAGGGAUUAAGUUGAUGGUCGCGGGAAUGGAAUGUUCACCAGAAUUCAAUCUCAA
Molecule: messenger RNA, 3309 nt
Organism: Fusarium oxysporum Fo47
Lineage: Eukaryota; Fungi; Ascomycota; Sordariomycetes; Hypocreales; Nectriaceae
Exons: 2
Coding region: 248-3196 (982 amino acids)
Source: RefSeq, a predicted model, not a curated record